GGCUCCGUUCGCGCCGUCUCCUACAACAUCCUGGCCGACACCUACGCCCAGACGGAGUUCUCCCGCACCGUGCUCUACCCGUACUGCGCUCCCUACGCCCUGGAGCUCGACUACCGGCAGAACCUGCUCAAGAAGGAGCUGGCGGGCUACAGCGCCGACCUCAUCUGCCUGCAGGAAGUGGAUAAGUCCGUUUUCGCGGACAGCUUGGCUCCAGCCCUCGAUGCUUUUGGACUCGAAGGGCUCUUCAAGAUUAAGGAGAAGCAGCACGAAGGCCUAGCCACGUUUUACCGCAGGGACAAGUUCAGCUGCCUUAGCCAGCACGACAUAGCCUUCAGCGAAGCCCUGCUCUCAGACCCGCUGCACAAGGAGCUGUGUGAUAAACUCGCCAAGUACCCCUUGGUGCAGGAGAAGGUGCUGCAGAGGUCAUCUGUGCUGCAGGUUUCAGUUCUUCAGUCUACUACUGAUCCUUCCAGGAAGAUUUGUGUAGCUAAUACCCACCUAUACUGGCACCCAAAAGGUGGGAACAUCCGUCUCAUUCAAAUCGCUGUAGCCUUGUCUCACAUCAGGCACAUAUCAUGUGACUUGUAUCCUAGUAUACCAAUCAUAUUCUGUGGAGAUUUUAAUAGUACGCCAUCAUCUGGAACUUACAGUUUUAUUAACAGCGGUGGCAUUGCUGAAGAUCAUGAAGACUGGGUCUCAAAUGGUGAAGAAGAAAGGUGCAAUAUGUCUCUAAGCCAUCCUUUCAAACUGCAGAGUGCUUGUGGAGAACCUGCUUAUACAAACUAUGUUGGUGGAUUUCAUGGCUGUCUGGACUACAUCUUUAUUGACAAAGAUGCUCUAGAGGUCGAACAGGUCAUUCCAUUGCCAAGUCAUGAAGAAGUCACAACCCAUCAGGCUUUGCCAAGUGUUUCACAUCCUUCUGAUCAUAUAGCACUAGUAUGUGACUUGAGGUGGAAAUAAAUCAGCUCUUGUGUGGUGCUUUUGGAGGUUUUCAAACAAGAACUUGAAUAUACUGCUGGGGAACUG
This is a messenger RNA of Apaloderma vittatum (bar-tailed trogon), 1026 nucleotides long. RefSeq names its product phosphodiesterase 12 (gene PDE12). Gene Ontology annotation, biological process: nuclear-transcribed mRNA catabolic process, deadenylation-dependent decay. Gene Ontology annotation, molecular function: 3'-5'-RNA exonuclease activity. NCBI's taxonomy places the organism in Eukaryota, Metazoa, Chordata, Aves, Trogoniformes, Trogonidae. The record is from RefSeq and is a predicted model, not a curated record. The transcript has 3 exons. The annotation marks the transcript as partial. Gene Ontology annotation, cellular component: mitochondrion.